Messenger RNA from Nymphaea colorata (pocket water lily), 1542 nucleotides. RefSeq lists its product as uncharacterized. Gene Ontology annotation, biological process: transcription elongation-coupled chromatin remodeling; DNA-templated transcription elongation. Bases 88 to 1128 code for a protein of 346 amino acids. The record is from RefSeq and is a predicted model, not a curated record. Lineage: Eukaryota; Viridiplantae; Streptophyta; Magnoliopsida; Nymphaeales; Nymphaeaceae. The transcript has 5 exons.
CUAUCUCUUCUCAGAAAUAUCCGUCGGCCUCUCUCGGGUCCCUCUGCUUCUUCCCCGGUUGAGCAUCCGCAGAAGAGAGAGAGAGCGAUGAAGAUCCAUCUUCUUCUCUCUCGGCCUUGUUGGUCGUCGCCCUUGGUGGCCUUCUCCCCAUCGUCUUUUUCCUCGUAUCCUUCUUCUCCCUCUGCCGUCUGUAGAUUGAGGUUCAGCAUUAGAGCUUCAUCGAGCCCAGACGCUACCAACGUGGAGCAGCUGUCUGCCAGAGAGAGGAGGCAGCUGAGGAACGAGAGAAGGGAAUUGAAGGCCUACGACUGGAAGGACGAGGUGGAGGAGAGACUGGCUAGGAGGCGCAAGAAGAAGCCGCCGUCGGCCCGAAUGGAGGAGCUCAACCUGGACAACCUCGCCCGUCUUGGCCCUCAAUGGUGGGUGAUUCGAGUAUCUCGGCUGUCCGGACAGGAGGCCGCGGAGCAGCUUGCUCGCGGAAUCGCCCGUAACUUUCCCAACAUCGAUUUCAAGGUGUAUGUUCCAGCUGUCCACAUAAAAAACAAGCUGAAGAAUGGAACAUAUUCGAUUAAAGAGAAGUCUUUGUUUCCUGGAUGUAUCUUCUUACACUGUAUUCUCAACAAGGAACUACAUGAUUUUAUCAGAGAGUGGAGUGGUAUUGGCGGUUUUCUUGGUUCUAAAGUUGGAAAUAGUAAGCGGCAAAUCAACAGGCCCAAACCUGUGGCUGCUGAAGAAAUUGAAGCAAUUUUUCAGCAAGCAAAGGAAGAGCAGGAGAAAAUUGACCGUGCUUUCUUGGAAGAGAACCACUUGGAAGGAAUUAUGGAUGAUGGAGAAAGUAACCAAAUUCCAGUUGAUGGUAAGAGAAGAGGCAGAUCAAAAAAGGUUUCCAAGCCAUCUGUUCUAAGAAAGCAGGAGGAGCAGGAAACUGCAAAUGGAAGUAUGCUUGUACAAGAGGAAACUAAGGUGCCUGUUCUUGGUUCAAGCGUGAAAGUUACAUCUAGUCCUUUCAUGGAAUUCACUGGAAGCCUCAAGGAAUUUAAUGUCAAGACAGGAAAGGCGACUGUUGCAUUCAUGUUCUUUGGAAAGGAAACACUGGUAGAUGUCAACGUUGAUGAAAUUGUCAUGUAGUCCAUGCAAUCAAAAGGAAAGCUGUCAUGAAGAAAAUUGUUUUUCUGGAGAGCUCUAUGAUUUUGGCAUAGAAUAAGAGGAGAAGUGUGCUAUUAAGGUGAAUUGUUAUCUCACCUAAAGAAAAUUAUUACUCAGUCCAUGCAUCUGCGGCAGAGUGCCUAGACUGAGUUUUAUUUUUUGAAGUGUGACUGCACUUCCACUUAUCCUUUCAAGAGCUUGAUAGGCAGUACAUAUGGGGGUCACGUUGCCAAAGGUCAAAUAGCCUAAGAUUUUUACUUCCUGGUAGCCCCUUUAUCAGGCCAUCAUUUUUACUUGCAAGAAGAGGUUGCAUAUAUACAUGUACAAAGGGCAUGAACAGUUGUACAGUAUGAUGGCUUCGGCUGUUCACUUGAAUGCACUAUUGUGCUUUUACUC